UAAGCUCAGUACUGGUCAAGCUUCACACGCGGCGCGAGAACGACCGCCCGAGCAUCAGCCACCGUUGCGUCCAUGGCUGACUUUGGGGACUUGGACGACUUCAACGAGCACGAAGUGCAAGGUCGCCCCAUCAAAGCGUACAAAAACGGGUGCUUCGAAAACCCCAAAUCGCUGUUUGUGCAACUGCACUGGUCGUGGGAUGACUUUUUGUGCUCGUGUUCCCAGCGACUGGAGAUGGUGCCGAUGGCCUCUCGAGUGUUCAAUUCCGACGGAGUGGAAAUCGAUGACCUCAUGUGCAUCGAAGAGGGCGACAUGCUGUUCUUUUCCACGGGGGCGCCGUUUAAAAUCCCUGGCAACGAAGACCACAGCAAUGCAGAAGACUUGGGGGCUGGCGGUGUCGUGGGGGGGUACCGCGUCACGUCGUUGUUGGGGCGGGGCGGGUUUGGCGAGGUUCGACUGGGAGUGCACCAGCUCACCAACGAAAAAGUAGCGCUCAAGUUCAUCUUGAAGAACGAGAUGGGCUCCCUGGGUGACGUCGAGCGCACGACCACGGAAAUCCAAUGCCUUACGGCCCUCAAUCACCCGAGCAUCAUCAAAUUGAUUCGCGUAUUUAACGAGCCCAACCACGUUGUUUUGGUGUUCGAGCUCUUGGAAGGAGGCGACUUGUUUCAUCACUUAGCGCAACUGCCCCCAGGCGGCGUGUCCGAAGAAGAAGGGGCGUUGGUGUUUUCCCAGAUUCUGGCGGGCGUCGGAUACGCCCACAACCAACACAUUUGCCAUCGCGACCUCAAGCUCGAAAACAUCCUCUUGCAAAGCAAAAACGACCUCAACAGCGUCAAAAUCGCCGACUUUGGGCUAAGUGACUUUUAUCGCCCUGGGGCCAUGGCCAAAACAACGUGUGGGUCGAUUUCGUACUUGCCUCCAGAAGUCUUUCGAGGGACGUCCAACGCAGGACCACCGUUGGACGUGUGGAGUCUGGGCGUGAUUCUCUUUGCCAUUGUAUGCGGUCGAUUGCCGUUCGAGGGUUCCGACUUGAAGGGGUCCAACCGGCCGCGGGAAAAUGUGAUUCGAAAUCGAAUCAUGCGGGCCCAGUACAAACUCGACGACCAUUUGAGCGCAGACGUAGCCGACUUGAUCCAAAGGAUGCUCAAGCUGGACCCCAUCGAGCGCGCGACGAUCCCAGACAUUUUCAGUCAUCCGUGGAUCCGAGGCAAAGCGGGGUCGGUUGGCUUGGACUCGUUGACGAUGAUGUCGUCGCCUAUCAAGGACGGCGACGACGAUGGCGACGGGUGUGAGUCGUUCACGCUCAAGAAAGAGCCGGACACGGCGUCGAUUCCCCUGUCGGAGGACGUAAAAGGGCGGGGGGGAGGGGGCGCGGUCCCCCUUGUGCCCCCUCUGGCCAACCUCGUGCCCCAGUCGCCCCCUUCGACGGUGGUGUCCCAUCCCCCCAACGGAGGCAGCUCGAAGCGCACCGUUCGGAGCCACGACCUGCCCAAGCACAAGAGCCCCCGCUCCGGCCAGCUGUCCAUACCGCCUCUCAAUACAUCCAAAGGGUCCGACAAGCACGUCGAAAAGCACGGUGCGCCGGCGGCGUCGGCACUGCAGUCCCCGACCAACGCCAAGCGCGGCUCCAUGGGGUCGUCAAAAGACGCGGUGCUCACCCCUAAAGACAGCAAGACCGACAAGGGUCGGUCGCGCAUCCCCCCCGUGCACCCCAUGACCCCCGACGACCGGAAUUUGUCCACGAAAGCCAAACGACGACCGAGUUUUACCGACCCCAAGCUCACCGAAGCCCUCGACCCGACCCUACAUUGACGAGAUCUUGCCGCACUCACCACCCCAUUUAUCGAGUUAGGACAUGUGAUGUACAUACAUUAAGCGUCCUCAUAAAGAAACCAACAACAAUCGACCUGUCGAAGCAUGGCCAUGACCUAUGAUUCUAGAGCAAGUGACGUACAGCAUACGAUUAGGAUAACUCUCAAUGACUUAUCCCGGAUAUGCGAUAUGUCUACU
Aphanomyces astaci is the source of this 2013-nucleotide messenger RNA. Its product is annotated as CAMK/CAMKL protein kinase. The record is from RefSeq and is a predicted model, not a curated record. Gene Ontology annotation, biological process: intracellular signal transduction; protein phosphorylation. Gene Ontology annotation, molecular function: protein serine/threonine kinase activity; ATP binding. Gene Ontology annotation, cellular component: cytoplasm. NCBI's taxonomy places the organism in Eukaryota, Oomycota, Saprolegniomycetes, Saprolegniales, Verrucalvaceae. The coding region runs from base 73 to 1815 and encodes 580 amino acids. The transcript has 10 exons.